Messenger RNA from Bombina bombina (fire-bellied toad), 3854 nucleotides. RefSeq names its product TM2 domain containing 1 (gene TM2D1). The coding region runs from base 11 to 592 and encodes 193 amino acids. The transcript is spliced from 6 exons. Lineage: Eukaryota; Metazoa; Chordata; Amphibia; Anura; Bombinatoridae. The record is from RefSeq and is a predicted model, not a curated record.
CACUCCCAAGAUGGCGCCUCCCUGGCGCUUACCUACCGCUGUGUUUGGAGUCUUUUGCUGGUGGUUCGUUGCCAUUUUCUGUGUUAUGGCAGACGAUGGAAUACUGAAGUGCGACGAGCUGCGUCUGGGACAAUAUAUCUGUAAAGACCCAGAAAUAAACCCUGCAACGCAAGAACCUGUUAGGUGUGCGAACAACACAUCUUAUGCACCAUGUUUUCCGGCUCCUAAUAUUUCCUGUAAGGAUUAUGGUGGAAAUGUGACAAUGUUUUCUGGUAAUGAAGUAGGGUUUUACAGGCCCUUUCCUUGCCGCAAUGUAAAUGGCUAUUCUUACAAAGUGGCAGUUGCUCUCUCCUUAUUCCUUGGAUGGCUGGGAGCUGAUAGGUUUUAUCUUGGAUACCCAGCGCUAGGAAUGCUAAAGUUUUGUACUGUGGGGUUCUGCGGGAUUGGAAGUCUCCUUGAUUUCAUACUGAUCUCCAUGCAGAUUGUGGGACCAUCAGAUGGAUCAAGCUAUAUUAUUGAUUACUACGGAGCUAGACUUGUCCGACUUAGUAUUAACAAUGAGACAUUUAGAAAAACGCAGUCCUACCCGUAAUCCACUAGCAAGUCUCUAUAAUAGAUUUUUUUUUUUUUUUUUUUUUUAAAGAUCUGACCUGGAGUAUUCCUUCUAGUGUAUCUAAUUGAUGCAGAGGAUUUACCUCUGGAUUAUAACUGGUACUGGAAGCAAUGUAAUGCUUUACAAGGCGUCUCCCCAGUCGCUCGCUAAUGGCAAAUACAUAUCAAGAAGUGUGUACAACCCGUCCUCAUUCCAGCAAUUGAAAAAUCAAAGAAACAUGAGAGGGGGAACAAAAAGGUGCUUUAAGAUUUUCAGUUUAAAGAUGCGUUUUACAAGGAGUUUGUUGCUGUCUUUUCCACAUAAAGUCAAAAAGAAUAAAGCGUGUUGCAAAGAAAAUGCUUUGGUUGGACAUUAAAUAACCUCCGACACAGCCUUUUCCAUUUUAUCUUUCUAGCAGCUGGGCAUAUAUGCUUUGUUAGUAAGAGUUUAUUUUUCUGCAUUUGCAGAUCACAAAGUUGUUUUGUUUUUUUUAUAUAUAUUUUAGUUUUCCAAUUGAUCUUGAUUAAAAAGCCAUGUGCAAAGUUACACAUUUAAUUGGAGAUUUAAAGUAAUAUUUUCUUUCUUACAUUUGAAAGGCUAUUAAAUUAAUUACUUUUUUAAUUUUGAAACUUACUGUGCUUUUAAAAAAAAAAAAAAAAUAUAUAGUUCUAUGACUGUAGUGAGCAGUCUAUCCCUAGAGGUAAGUUUUUGUUCACAAACAUGCACUUCCUGUUUUAUCAAUGACUAAUAAGGGACAUUCUACAACAAAGCGUGACAUGCUUUACACCAUCAUACUUGGCAUUUUUGUAUAACUGGUCCUAGCUUAAUAUGGGUUUGGCCACCACAAAUGAGUUAAAUUUAUUUGUAAUGCAACAUUUGCAGUUCCCAGCAGAAAAAAAACAGUGAUUGGUGGCUACAUGUAACUGCCAUUCUUGAUUGGCUCUCUGGCUGUGUUCUGCUUCAUGAUGAUGCGGCUGUGCGUGCUCAGUGUGUCCUGCCUGGUCGCGUAGCUGAGUGCUCAGAGUUGAAAUAUUUGAACUUUAGAUGUGGUGCGAAGCAUCUGCUUUGCCUUGCGCCGGAUCGCUUGCAGUGUGUCACAGCCUUUAACCAGUGUGUUUAACCCCUUAACAGUUAAACACACAUUGUCCGUAAUUAACACAUGUAAUUUUUGCGUUAGGAUGUCUUUUAAAAGACUAUUAAAUAGAAUUACAUAAUAAACAGGUGCAUACUAAAAACACAAUGCAAAAAUACAAUCUGAAUUUCAUAUGAGUUUUAGAUUUUUUGGCAACCACCUUUUUGUGCAAAGAAAGGAGCAAAAUGUAUGUUGUUGUUUUUUAAAGAUAUGCAGAAGCCACUUUGUCAGUUCCUUAUGUGCAUUAAAGUUGGUAAAAUAUCUUUCUGUGCUUUUGUAAACAUUUUGAAAAGCAAGUGUCUUUUCAGUCCUAGGCAAAUAAAUGGAGCCUAACAGGAAGUACCUUUACUAUUGUAAUUGUUAACUUCAAAAACAUAGCCAAAUGCAAUAAGAUACAAUUGUAGUUAAAGGGACAGUCUACAAUAGAAUUGUUAUUGUUUAAAAAGAUAGUUAAUCCCUUUAAUUACCAUUCCCCAGUUUUGCACAAGUUAUAUUAAUAAUCUUUUUUUUUUUACCUCUGUGAUUACCUUGUAUCUAAGCCCUUUUUUUCAGUCCUUUUGACAGACUUGCAUUUUAGCCAAUCAGUGCCCUCCCAUAAGUAACUUCAAGGGAGUGAGCAAAAUGUUAUCUAUAUAGCACACAUGAAUUAACACCCUUUAGUUGUUAAAAAAAAAACAAAAAAAAAAACGGUUACAUGCAUUGAGAUAAGGGACGGCCUUCAAGGGCUUAGAAAUUAGCAUAUGAGCCUGCCUAGGUUUAGCUUUCAACUAAGAACACCAAGAGAACAAAGCAAAUUUGAUGAUAAAAGUAAAUUAGAAAGUUGCUUAAAGUGACAUGCCCUAUCUGAAUCAUAAAAGUUUAAUUUGGUUAGAUUGUCCCUUUUAAUACUUGCAGAAAAAACGUCCGUAGACUAAACCUGUAAAUAUUGUUAUAGUGAACUAAACCUGUAAAUAUUGUUAUAGUGAACUAAACCUGUAAAUAUUGUUAUAGUGAACUAAACCUGUAAAUAUUGUUAUAGUGAACUAAACCUGUAAAUAUUGUUAUAGUGAACUAAACCUGUAAAUAUUGUUAUAGUGAACUAAACCUGUAAAUAUUGUUAUAGUGAACUAAACCUGUAAAUAUUGUUAUAGUGAACUAAACCUGUAAAUAUUGUUAUAUUAAGAAUGUUUCACCUUCACAUAUCCCCCCCCUUUCCUUACAUAAACAUUGACCAAGCAUAAUUUAUUACGUUAUUUUAUUUAUUUUUAUUGUAUGAUCUAAGUGCAACUGUGCAAAGAAAAGAACAUUUUAUUUGACUCAGUGGAAUAUAUUAGGAGACAAACAAGGAAUGACUCUUUACAAGUAUUAAAAUAAAACAGAUUUCUGACUAGGCGUUAUAAUUAAAGGGACACGGAAGUUAAAAUGUACUUUUAAAUGUUAUUUUUACUUCUAUUAAAGGACCAUUAAUUACAGUAGGUUAUGCAUAAUACAAUGCAUUUUGAAUUUCAAAUGAGAUUUUUUUUUUUUUAUUCUGCAAGUUUAAAAGUUACUUUUUGUUUUCCUGCCCCGUGUAUUGUAACAGCCAUGUGCCAAUCUCAAAUGCAAAUACUUGCACAUGCUCAGUAGGAGCUGGUGUCUGAAAGUGUGCAUAUACAUUUUGAUAAUGUAAGUAAUCUGGAAAGUUGUUCCCCCCCCCCCCCCAUUUUGACUUCCAAAUCCCUUUUAAGUAUUGUUACAUCUAAGUAGAAUAUAUUAAAGGUAUAUUAAUCGCAUCUUGCUUUGUCUUUCACUCCCUAGAGAGGCCAAAAUUCUAAAUCUUCAACCUUGGUAUUCCGAAAGCUACUGAUUGUCUAAAUCAGCUGAUUUGCAGGUUACAGAAUUGGCUUCUUGGCCUUUCUAGGGACUGUGGGUCAGUUACAAGUUUUUACACAGAUAAAAAAGAUGAUUAUGUCCCUUUGCAAUUCCCAUAAGAUGUAAGCAGUUUAUAAAGGAGCACAAGCUAGCAUUGCCUUGUAGCUCCCCUGUGUAUCCCAUGGCCUGUGCUAAUUUGUCCUUUACUAAAUUCUGCUUUUACAUUUUUGUUCUUCCAUUUGUUGACUGUACUGACCGUUGUUUGUGCUAAUAAAAAAUAGCUUAUGUUUUGAAAAGUAA